UCGAUAACGUGUCAUGUAGAAAUUGGCAGAGUUAUUCGCAACAAUUCGCAAAACCUACAAAGUAUGAGCGAGAACUACUUACUGUUGUAUAGUGUGAGAGUGACAAAAUUGGCUCGAGGGAAAUAUGCAUGAUUGAAUAUAGUUACAAGCUGAAAUGCAAGUUUUAAUAAAUAAGACUUAAGAAGAAACACUGCGUUUAAUUUGCAUUUAAUCACGAAGUGUAAAGUGAGAUGAAGCAGAUAAGCAGAUAAAACGCUUAUAACAAUCUAUAUAUGGUAAAAGGAUAUGACUUAUCAUGAUAUCACUUUUUCGCCUAGUCAAAUGCAAGAUUUGAUAGCACGCUUGUAUCACUGCUCUGUAAAUGUAACCUAAAUGAUAGCCAGCAAUAAUCUACCGAAAGAAUUAUAACAAAUUUGUGGGAAUGGGCAAUUGUUUGUGUAAAGACAGUCCAGAACUUGAGACAUGUGGCAAUAACAGUCAUGCGGAAACUCAAAAUACCAUAAUACCAGAACCAAACAUAUGUAUAGUCUCACCUAGUGAUUCAGCAUCUCCUUCUUUUAAAUUUCCCACAUCAGCAAAUAUUGACAAACUUGUAUUAGAAACACUUGGAAGUCUUGAUACUUUAGUAGAUAAUGAUCAUGAACCACCACCAGCAAUGUUAAAAUUAAAUGCUAUUGCGGACAAGGAAGAUGGUUGGAUACAAGUAGUUAGUUCUAUGGUCAAUGUUAUUCCAAUGCACAAUCCAUUGGGUCCUUCUGUUAUAAUAUUACUAUUAGACGAUUGCCCUUUACCUUCAAAGGAUUCUGUGCUACGAUUAUCGCAUAUGUUUCAAUUGUCACAAAAACUUGGGCAAAUACAAAUUACAACUACACAGCAACGUAAUAUAUGUGUAGUACUUGGUUGUAUUGCAGAGAAACUUGCUGGUCCUAGUAGUAUAGCAAUAUUAUCCGAUGCUACUUUAGAUUAUUUGGUUUCAAAUCUACGAGGUGAUGUCGAGCCUUAUGUAAUGUUAUAUUCUUUAAUAGCAUUAGAGAAGUUUGCACAGACAAGUGAGAAUAAGGUAACUAUUAAGAAACGUCUUAUGGCAGAAAAGCAAAAUCCAUUGCUAGAACUAGAAAAAUGGGCUGUUAUGGAAACACAUUAUGUACGCCGUCAAGUUGGUUUCUGUGCACAAUGGUGUUUAGAUAACUUAUUUUUAAUGGAAGGUAGAAAGUAUUCCCACGACUCGGUUGAUGUAACGGGUAUUAAUGUGAUGUUAAAUACGAAAGAUGUAAGCGAGUACCUGAAAAUAUCACCUAAUGGUUUGGAGGCACGAUGUGAUGCAUACUCUUUUGAAAGUGUACGAUGUACAUUUCAAGUAGAUUCCGGCAUAUGGUAUUAUGAAACGCUGAUAAUAACUACAGGAGUGAUGCAAAUUGGAUGGGCCACGAAGGAUAGCACGUUUCUGAAUCAUGAGGGAUAUGGCAUAGGAGAUGAUAUAUUUUCUUUGGCCUAUGAUGGCUGUCGCAGACUGAUUUGGUAUAAUGCACGAAGUGAAAAAUUUCACGAUAGACCAUGCUGGAAAUCUGGUGAUAUUCUGGGCUGCUUAUUAGAUUUAAAUAAAUUAGAGAUAAUAUUCUCUAUCAAUGGUGUACCACUUAAACCAUGUAUUCAAGUAUUUAAAACAGUAAGGUCUGGAUUCUUUGCAGCGGCUAGUUUUAUGUCAUUUCAGCAAUGCCUUUUUAACUUUGGGAAUGUACCUUUUAAAUAUCCACCCACCGAUCGAGAAUUUCAAAAAUUUAACGACUAUGCUAUAUUGAAACCAGAAGACAAAAUCAUACUUCCUAGACACAUAUAUCUCGAUCAAUUACGAAGACUUAGCGUUAGAGAAGAUUCUUGUACAUUAUGUUUUGACCAGAAAGCAUCAAGAAGGUUACUACCAUGUAACCAUAGAGGAUUUUGCAAAACGUGUUCGGAUCUACUGACUGAGUGCCCAAUGUGUAGAGCUACUAUCGAAGGACAAGCAUAUGAUAACAUAUGCUCUGAUAACAUAUGACAUCGAUCAUAUCACAUCAACAUUUACCAAUUCUUUUAUCACUUCUCUUAUAUCGUACAAUUUUCAUGGGAACGUCACAAGAUAAUCAUGAUUAUGAUAGAUAGUUAUUUGCGCUGUAUAUUAUAUACAGUUAUCACAUGUUCUGUGGCAUUUUUCUUACAAUACAAUGCAUUAAAAGAUAAAAAGGAAUUAAAGGCUAUAGACAAAGGAAUUUCAUGAUGGUACGUUAUAAAGAUUUAAACAAUUCUGUGGUUUAAAAGUCAAAAGCGUUAAUUGGAGCGCAAAUAGAGGUUUUAUGAAAAAACAGAACAUUCUUCUUGAAAUUUUUCCAUACUUUUCUCCCCAUACUUUUUCUACUAUAUAGAUUUCUAGAAAAAUACUGUUUGUGAUUUAAUAGAUCAUAAACAUUAAUUUCAAGAGAUUAAAAUGAUGUAUAAGACGAAUAUGUAUAAAAUAAAUAUCAAUAGAGAAGUAAAAAUAGAAAGAAAUCAAAUCAGGAGAAAAGUAUAAAUUAGAAAUGCCAAGAAAGCUCAUUUUACUUGUUCCGUGUAAAAAAGUUUUGCUUAUAGGUAUUCUCCAUGGGAGCAACUUAAGUAUUUCAGGUAGGCAGUUAUGUCUAAUGUAUUCAUAUACGUUUAGAGAGGAAAUGUAUAUGAAACGAACAUGUGCUACCUGGGUAUAUUUGUUAUCAAAAGAACAUAACAGAUAAAAAUCAGAAUUAUGAGAUAUACAAACCUAAGAUCUGAACUGUAAAAGUAACCAAAUUGAUAAAAAAGUAAUAAUGUUUAUUGUAAUAUUAUUUUUUUUUUUUAUUUUACAUGUAAAUAUAAUUUAUUUUUAAAUUAUUAAUUGUUUUCGUGAUAUCAGAUGCAAUCGUCAUUCUUUUAUCGGUUGUGCCUAAUGAUACUCGCAUUGAAACUUAUGACUGAUAAAAUUCAAAAAGUUAUUUAUUUUUUAAAAAAAUUCUUCUAUUAAAAUUAUAAAAGUUCAGAUUAUUUACAAACUUUUUAAAUUUUGAUAAUUUUAAUUAGUUUGUGCAUAUGGACAUAAUUAGUGAUUUAAUGUAAACAUAUCUUUAAGAAACUGUGAAAUACCGAUAAUAUAGUGUAUAUUACUUUACAUACACACAUUCACAUACAUAUAUAUUAUAUUCUUGAGAUGAUAUAAUAAGAAAUUUAAUGUUUUAUCAUAUAUAUGUAUUUUGCAAA
This is a messenger RNA of Linepithema humile (Argentine ant), 3243 nucleotides long. RefSeq names its product RING finger and SPRY domain-containing protein 1-like. Gene Ontology annotation, cellular component: cytoplasm. Gene Ontology annotation, molecular function: ubiquitin-protein transferase activity; protein binding. Lineage: Eukaryota; Metazoa; Arthropoda; Insecta; Hymenoptera; Formicidae. The record is from RefSeq and is a predicted model, not a curated record.